AUGGCGCGGAGAAGAGCGCAGGAGGAGGAGGACGACGACGAGGCGGAGGAGUCGGUGGAGCAGGUGUUCGAGGGGCGGGAGGUGCCCGGGUGGCGGGAGCAGGUGACGGCGCGGGCGUUGGCGGUGAGCGCGCUCCUGGGCGCCAUGUUCAGCGUCAUCGUCAUGAAGCUCAACCUCACCACGGGGAUCAUCCCCUCGCUCAACGUCUCCGCGGGCCUCCUCGGAUUCUUCCUCCUCACCUCCUGGACCAAGCUCCUCGCCCAGGCCGGCUUCACCGGCGUCAUGCCCUUCACCCGUCAGGAGAACACCGUCGUUCAGACCUGCGUCGUCGCCUGCUCCGGCAUCGCGUUCAGCGAUCAAAAUCCGUUGCUGACGGACGCGUCAAUUAAUCCGGCAGGAGGAUUCGGCAGCUACAUGUUCGCGAUGAGCGAGAGGAUCAGCGAGCAAUCGGGGGAGACUUGGGACCCGCACGACAUCAAGAACCCAGGCCUGGGCUGGAUGAUCGGCUUCCUCUUCAUCGUCAGCUUCCUCGGCCUCUUCUCCGUCGUGCCCCUCAGGAAGAUAAUGAUCAUUGAUUACAAGCUCAUCUACCCGAGCGGCACUGCGACUGCCCACCUCAUCAACAGCUUCCACACUCCGCAGGGUGCCAAGCUCGCCAAGAGACAGGUGAAGACGCUGGGGAAGUUCUUCGCCGGCAGCUUCGCCUGGGGCUUCUUCCAGUGGUUCUACACCGCCGGCGAGGGCUGCGGCUUCAUGUCCUUCCCCACGCUGGGCCUCGAGGCCUACAGGCAGAAGUUCUUCUUCGACUUCUCGGCGACGUACGUGGGCGUCGGGAUGAUCUGCCCUUACCUCGUCAACGCCUCCGUCCUCCUGGGAGGCGUGGUCUCGUGGGGCAUCAUGUGGCCGCUCAUCGAGCAGAAGAAGGGCGACUGGUACCCGCCGAUCUCAAACCCAGCAGCCUCCGUGGCAUCGUCGGCUACCGGGUACGUGUUCGUCUCCAUCGCGCUGAUCCUGGGUGACGGCCUGUACAACUUCCUCAAGGUUAUGACGAGGACCGUGACCGCGCUGGUGGUGCAGGUGCGCGGGAUGAUGUCGGAGCCGACGCUCCCCAUCUCCGGCGGCGGCGGCGAAUCGCUGCCGGCAGCGGAGGAGACGUUCGACGACAGGCGUCGCACGGAGCUGUUCCUCAAGGACCAGAUCCCCAACACGCUGGCGCUGAGCGCGUACCUGGUGAUCGCCGUGGUGUCCAUCGCCACGGUGCCGCACAUCUUCCACCAGCUCCGGUGGUACCACGUGGCGGCGUCGUACGUGAUCGCGCCCGUGCUGGCCUUCUGCAACGCGUACGGGUGCGGGCUCACGGACUGGUCCCUGGCCACGACGUACGGCAAGCUGGCCAUCUUCACGGUGGGGGCCUGGGCGGCCGCCUCCGAUCCCGACGGCAGCGGCAGCGGCGGCAUCAUCGCGGGGCUCGCAACCUGCGGCGUGAUGAUCGGCAUCGUGUCGACGGCGUCGGACCUGACGCAGGACUUCAAGACCGGGUACAUGACGCUGGCGUCGCCGCGGUCCAUGUUCGUGAGCCAGGUGAUCGGCACGGCCAUGGGCUGCGUGGUGGCGCCGUCCGUGUUCUGGCUCUUCUACAACGCGUUCCGUGACAUAGGCUUGCCGGGGUCCGAGUACCCGUCCCCGAACGCGCUGGUGUACCGCAACAUGGCCAUCCUGGGCGUCCAGGGCCUGGGCUCCCUGCCCCGGCACUGCCUCCACCUCUGCAUCGCCUUCUUCGCCGCCGCCAUCGCCAUCAACCUGGCCCGGGACCUCGCGGGCGCCCGCGCCGCCGCCUACAUCCCGCUGCCCAUGGCCAUGGCCAUCCCCUUCUACCUCGGCCCCUACUUCGGCAUCGACAUGUGCAUCGGCAGCCUGGUGCGCCUGGUGUGGGACCGCCUGGACCCGGCCAGGGCCAAGGCGUUCGCGCCCCCCGUGGCGUCGGGACUCAUCUGCGGCGACGGCAUCUGGACGGUACCGCAGUCCGUGCUGGCGCUCGCCGGCGUCAAGCCGCCCAUCUGCAUGAAGUUCCUGUCCCGCACCGCCAACGCCAAGGUCGACGCUUUCCUCCACAGCUAG
Molecule: messenger RNA, 2118 nt
Organism: Miscanthus lutarioriparius
Lineage: Eukaryota; Viridiplantae; Streptophyta; Magnoliopsida; Poales; Poaceae
Source: the annotation of a GenBank genome assembly